Messenger RNA from Myripristis murdjan (pinecone soldierfish), 588 nucleotides. RefSeq names its product ubiquinol-cytochrome c reductase hinge protein (gene uqcrh). Bases 118 to 390 code for a protein of 90 amino acids. The record is from RefSeq and is a predicted model, not a curated record. The transcript has 4 exons. Gene Ontology annotation, biological process: mitochondrial electron transport, ubiquinol to cytochrome c. NCBI's taxonomy places the organism in Eukaryota, Metazoa, Chordata, Actinopteri, Holocentriformes, Holocentridae. Gene Ontology annotation, cellular component: respiratory chain complex III.
UGUGUUUGUGUCUCGUUGACUUGACAGUGGUACAGUGAGCUUGUGUGACCUGCUGCGUCCUCCAGCGACACCUCAGACAGCCACAGCGAGUCACCUUAGCACAGGAGCGUCAAAACCAUGGUGUUUGAAGAGAAGAUGAUCAUGAACGGAGAGCCGGACGAGGAGGAAGAGGAGGAAGAAGAGGAAGACAUGGUGGAUCCCCUGGAGACAGUGCGACAGAAAUGUGAAGAGACAGAGCACUGCGUUCACACUCGGGAGCGGCUUGAACAGUGUGAGACCAGAGUUGGCUCUCGGUCUGCGACUGAGGAAGACUGCACUGAGGAACUCUUCGACUUCCUCCAUGCUCGGGACCACUGUGUGGCGCACAAACUUUUCCAUUCUGUCAAAUGAAGUCCCGCCACAUCGCUGCUGCACUGACCGAUAGCGUUCUUCAAACACUGAGAUAUGAGAACAUUGUUUUCAAAAGGUCCACCUGUAUGUUGUAACUUAAAGUGUAUGUGCUCAUGUGAACAAAGUGUAAAUUAAGCAUUGAAACAAGGUUGUUGGUGUCAGAAUUUCAAUAAAUUGGACAAGCUGAAAACUACUCUG